Messenger RNA from Chironomus riparius, 2291 nucleotides. The record is from the annotation of a GenBank genome assembly. NCBI's taxonomy places the organism in Eukaryota, Metazoa, Arthropoda, Insecta, Diptera, Chironomidae.
GAACAAUUUGUUGAAGCUCUCAAGAAGUUCGGCUACCUAAAACAGCCUCCAACGUUGCUUGAUCUUCAAGUUGAAAUGCUGAAAAAUGGACAUUUACAGGCACAAUGUGCAAUGCUGUUGUAUCCAUUUAUGAUUUUAGACAUGAGCACAUUUACACCUGAAGACUUUGCCGCUGGAAUGAACUUUUUCAAUCAGAAAACUUUCGAAAAUCAAAGAUUUAAGAAAGUCAUCAAGGAAGAAUUGAAAGCAUUUUUGCAUAAAGGAUUUUUAGGGAAUUAAGUGUCAUUAAUAGUAAUGCCAGAUUUCUAUUCGAUUAACCAACUUGUGCUAUUCAGAUUCCAUUAAAAAAUUAAAGAAGAAUAAAUAAAGAUUUUUUUGUACUUCCAUGUGCUCAAGCACUUCCUCAACACAUUCAAACAAUCUCUUUCUAAAAAAAUUGAGAAAAGCAUUUAUAAGUGAGCAGCAUUCUCAGUUUGUUUUGAUCGUUGUGCGUGUUUGGUUUUCAUUUUUUUUUCUCUUGCUUAAGUUGACUUUUUUUUAUCAAAUUACCAAAAAUUAUAAAUGGAAUCAACCGAUAUCGCUUCAUCAAUCCCAUCCUGGCUGAACCUAGACCUCUUCGACAAAGCUAUUCAAAGCUACGAAUCUGAUGCACAAGCGAAAGUCACAAAUUUUGACAUCAAGUCAGCAACGCAGCCUGGUGAAAAUUUUGCUAGUGCUGUAUUUCGUGCGAUUGUGAAAUACACAUCCAAACAUCAGCAAGAUGAGAAGGAAUUGUCAGUGAUUAUUAAGACACAGCCAUUUAAUGUGGAUCAGCUUGGUUCGGGGAUGGAUCAUAUGAAGGAUACGACAUUGUUUAAAAAUGAAAUUGCUGCUUACACGGAAGUGCUGAUGAAGAUUCAGGAAUUGAUCAGUUCUGUUGGAUAUGAAGACAUCAUGUGUCCAAAAUUAAUUUAUCAGACAAUGACACCAAAGCCAGUCAUUAUGUUAGAAGAUGUCAAGGCUAUUGGAUACGAUACCUUGAUUACAACAGCUCAUGAUGAUUUUGAGGUCUCUAAGAUGAUUUUUAAGAGAUUGGCAAAGUUUCAUGCUGCUAGCUUUUAUUUGGAGGAUGAGAAGGUUUGUAUGGAACGUCCAAGAGACUCAAAGCAGAGUUGGGAAUGGUUCAUUUCGGUGAUGCUAGCAGUUUCGACCGAACCACAGCUAAAGUACUGCACUUUGUGCUUUGUAGCCGUUUUCGUUAUAAAAAUCGACGCAGCUGCUUUUGACUUUACCAUAUUCAGCAUGGACAGUGUUGUGGCUAUAUUCACAGCAAACUUUGACAUUUUCCUAAACUACAUUUCAGAAUGGGAAGGAUAUGAAGAGUUUAUUGAGCCUAUCAAGAAUUUCAGAACAGUUUAUGCUGAAAAAUGUCAAAAAUCGACCAAACCGAAUACAGGAGCUGGAGCUUUUAAUGUUCUUAAUCAUGGAGAUUUUCAUCUUAAGAAUGUGCUGUAUAAAAUUAACAAGGAGGAUGGAAAGAUUGAGGAUUUUGUUGCUCUCGACUACCAAAUCUGCGUUUAUGGCUCACCAGCAAUCGACUUUGCUUACGCUUUCUUUAAUUUCACAUCUGACAACAAUCGCUUUGAUCGCUACGAUGAAAUCCUCUUUAUCUACCAUAAACAAUUUGUUGAAGCUCUGAAGAAGUUUGGUUAUCUAAAGCAGCCACCAUCAUUGCUAGAUCUUCAAAUUGAGAUACUUAAGAAUGGACAUUUACAAGCUACAAACUUCAUGCACAUGUUUCCACUUUCUAUUAUGGAUUUGAAUGACUUUAAGGAUGAUGAAAUGGAGCCUGGAUUUAGUGGAAUGAUGAAGAAGGCUUACAAGAAUGAAAAUUAUAAGAAAAUUUUGAAAAGGAAUUUAAAAAGAUUUUUGAAUAAUGGAUUUUUUGGGUAAAUUUGGAGAUGUUGCAUUGAGCUUUAGGAGCCGGGGUCUGGUGCAAAUCACCUGGUGUCAAUUGCUUAGCUUUAUCAUACCAGCACAAAAGGACUUAAUCCCUGGAUAUCCAAUCAACCUUAAUAUUUGACCUCAUUACUAAUUAUGACUCCAUUAAAAAUGACGUGACUUGUAUUUUUAAUUUUAUAAAUUAAAUGUUUUUAUUUUUCUAAAGUUAAUUUACAUUUACAUCGGUUUAUAAGUUGUAAAUAUUAAAUAAAUGGUACAAAUGAUUUUUUGGUUUAAUUUUGUACAAUUAUGGUUAAUACAAGGCGGGCUUAAAGGGCCGAUUAGGUUUUAGGUGACCUGUGGAUCAACAG